AUAAUUUUCUUAUAUUACUCUCGAUAUUUGACACGCUCAGACCUAAAAGCGAACGGAACAUUUUUCAAAUCAUAAAAUUCGUGUGAAUAUUUUUUCUUUGUCUCUCUCAUAAAAAUGGCUAAGCAAAUGAAGAUAAUCGGCAGUUGUCCGUUUUGUCAACGUGAGGUUGGCAGCGAUAUGCGUCCCAUUAACCAACUGAAUAUGGAACACAUCACUAUACUGGCCAACGAGCUCAAGGAUCUUCAGCCAGCUGCAUCGAAUGAGUGCCAAACAAGUCACCAUAGCACGACUGCAACAAUGGGUUCCAAUAYCGAAUCGAAUGAGGCCAAAUCUGUAUCACUUCUAACGGAAGCUAUGCUGAAAAUGGUUAAGGAGGAGUUUGAGCGUCCUGCAGGCGCUGAGCGUCAAAUACCUGGCGAUCAUGCUGAGCUCAUUCUGGCCAUGCUCUCCGAAGAGCAGAAUUCCUAUGAUAAAUUUUUGAAGAAUGAAAGCUCUAGGUCCGUUCCGAAGCGCUCCAGGAAGUAAUAGUGCCAGCAAAGCAACU
Drosophila arizonae is the source of this 544-nucleotide messenger RNA. RefSeq lists its product as uncharacterized. The record is from RefSeq and is a predicted model, not a curated record. NCBI's taxonomy places the organism in Eukaryota, Metazoa, Arthropoda, Insecta, Diptera, Drosophilidae.